Messenger RNA from Magnolia sinica, 2694 nucleotides. RefSeq lists its product as uncharacterized. NCBI's taxonomy places the organism in Eukaryota, Viridiplantae, Streptophyta, Magnoliopsida, Magnoliales, Magnoliaceae. Gene Ontology annotation, biological process: protein N-linked glycosylation. The coding region runs from base 463 to 2175 and encodes 570 amino acids. The record is from RefSeq and is a predicted model, not a curated record. Gene Ontology annotation, molecular function: alpha-(1->6)-fucosyltransferase activity. The transcript is spliced from 9 exons.
CAUGUGAUUCCUGUGUCUUGUCAACUUCAUGACCCUACCUUUUUCUAUCUUUGAAAGAUGAUAUUUCUUACUACAAAUUCCUUUCUUUGUGUUACAGUUUUCAAAAUUGGGGACCUUAAUAUCCCUUUUCUUUUUUUGCUUGUUUGUGAUGUGGAAAUGGUGGAUUUCUUACCUUUGUUUUGUCUGUUUUCUUAAAGUGAAAGUUGGAAGAGAUAUGGGUCACCCAUCUACAAGCGCAGCUGAAAAAGCUGGUUGGGAUUGCAUUUAUCUGUGAAUUGGGUUUCUUUUGGAUGAGAGUUGGAAUCCCAAGAAAGAGAAAUUUAAUCAUUUGAAUUUUCCAAUUUUCAAAUUUCAUCUGUUUUGGCAGUUUCUUCAGGAGAAUCUGAAAGAAUUUGGGAAGAGUACAGUUUUCUAUGAAUUUUCUUAGCUCUGCAUGAGAUUAGAUAAUUUCAAGAGGGAGAGAUGGAAGUAACAGCUCAGAAGAGUAUUGAGAGAGUUGUAUCACAGAGAGCUUUGCAAAUGAGUAACUCAUCUCCUUGUAAGAUUUGUGUGGUGGGCUUUCUCUUUGGCGCCUGUUUUACGUAUUUCUUUCUGGCUGUUCUCACACCCUCGAGAACUUUUGAAUUCGGGGUAUUAUUUCCAACUCCAUCGGUCACAGCUUUGAAGAACUCGAGCUCUUCAGACAUCAAUACAAGCGGAAGUGGCGACUGCGGUUCUGUACCAAAGGAAAUCGGGGGUGCGGUGGAUGACGAGAGAGUUUCGUUGUUAUAUUCUGCUUGGAGUGCUAAGUUGAAUAGAUCAAAAGAUGGGGAGGAAGAGUUUUUGAACCAUUCAAGCCUUCCUGAUGCCCCUCAUUUGGAGAACUGUGAAUUAACUGUGCAAGUCAAUCAACAGCUCGACAGCCACGGAGAGAACGGAAGCUUUCCGUCUUGGUCCAUUUGGAAGGGAUCAUUAGGUCUAUCUUUGACAACGGAUGGAGAACAGAGGGACUCACGGCACCAACCACAACAUGAAGAGGCUUAUCCUCCCUGGAUUGUAGGAUCCGAUGAAGAUAAUAUUCCUUUUACCAGACAAGUGCAACAUGACAUUUGGGUCCAUCAACACCCAUCAAAUUGCAGCGACCCACAAGUGCGAUUUCUUGUUGCUGACUGGGAGAGGCUACCUGGAUUUGGUAUGGGUGGCCAAUUUGCUGGAAUGUGCGGGCUGCUUGCUAUUGCGAUCAAUGAAAAACGGGUUCUUGUUACAAAUUACUACAAUCGUGCCGAUCAUGACGGAUGCCAAGGUUCGUCACGCUCUAGAUGGUCUUGCUACUUCUUUCCUGAAACAUCUGCAGAAUGUCGAGAUCGAGCUUUCGAACUUGUGGCCAGACAAGAUGCUUGGGAAAAUGGAAUUGUAACAGGUAAGGAGAAUUACACCUCAAAGCAGAUAUGGGCCGGACGAAUACCUAGAAUGUGGGGUAGUCCUUGGAACAAUUUGCAACCGACGACUGAGAUCGAUGGGACUCUAGUUACACACCAUCGUAAAAUGGAUCGGAGGUGGUGGCGGGCACAGGCGAUUCGCUAUCUAAUGAGGUUCCAAAGCCAGUAUACAUGUGGUCUGCUAAAUAUUGCUCGGCAUAUGGCAUUUGGAUUGCAAGCUGCAAAAAUGGUUCUCGGAAGUCUUGAUGCAGAGUGGCCAGAGGAAGUUGUAAACAAACCUCAAGCUGAUAUUGAACGGCUGGUAUGGUCGAAUCAUAAACCAUGGAUUCCUAGACCGCUCUUAAGCAUGCAUGUAAGGAUGGGCGACAAGGCAUCCGAGAUGAAAGUGGUUGGAUUUGAAGAGUACAUGCGCCUUGCAGACCGCAUCAGGAGGCGCUUUCCAGACCUGAAUUGCAUCUGGCUCUCCACUGAAAUGCAGGAAGUCAUCGAUAAAACACGGUUAUAUCCUCACUGGAACUUCUACUUCACGAAUAUCACACGGCAAGUGGGAAAUACGACGAUGGCUACUUACGAGGCGAGCCUCGGCAGGGAGACCAGCACAAAUUAUCCCCUUGUUAAUUUUCUGAUGGCAACUGAUGCCAAUUUCUUCAUCGGAGCAUUGGGAUCGACGUGGUGCUUUCUUAUAGAUGGCAUGAGGAAUACUGGGGGGAAGGUGAUGGCCGGCUAUCUAAGCGUCAACAGGGAUCGUUUUUGGUAAUUAUUCUGAGCCACGUGAUCCGUUUGUAUGCUAGAAAAUGUAAGUAUCCAUAUCAUUUUUGUUGUCCAUAAAUCAGCCUCGGCUUUGUACAGAGACGAAUAAGAUAGGAGGUUUGCCAAGCCCACGACCCGUACGGAACCCUGCCUGGUCACGAACGCACAUACCAAUAUGGCAAGCAUGUAAACGAUCUGAGCUUUUCAUCAGUUUCGCACACUGAUUAGAUCCUCCGGCUGGAAAAGAAAACAGACAGAUGGCUAGAAAAAUUGCUUUAGCCAUCCAUUUGUUCUGUAUGCAGUGGCCCACCUGAGAAGUGAAAUGGCCUGAUACAUUGUGCUAGAAGAUCUCAACAGUGUGUCCCACCUCAUGGAAAGGUCGGAUCACAUGUGCCAGCCAUGUUGGGAUGUGUGGCAGCAUGUGGAUGGGCAGGUCUCCGCACAUGUUUGGGCUCAGCACACCUCAUGAAGUAGAAACAAAAUUCACUAUCAGUGAGUAAUUGAAUAUCUUUUCUUUUUCUCUGUA